CAAUUUUAUUGGAUUUUUAAUUGUGGACUUGGUUGUUUUUUUGGUAUUUUGGUGGAUAAGUGACAUUUUUGACAAAAUGACAUUUGAUUGGUUGAUGUGAUUAUGUUUAUAAAUUGUGCCUACUAUGUGGAUUACUUUUCUAAUGGAUAGUUAAGUUAGAUAAUGCCAUCCGAAAAUGCCAGUCCUACUUCUAAGAGAAGACUCUGCCGCCUCUCUAUCCGCCUUGGUGGAAAAGGCUCAAAAGAAAUCCACACCGCUACUAGAAUACGACCUUCAGCUCAACAACAGCCAUCUUGAUUUAGUACUACUAUCCAAACCCGAUCGAAAAAUAAAUCUAGUUACGACAGACGAAGGAUUUGAAUCAGACAUCGACAGUCUAUCCAUAGUAUCCAGCGAUAACGAUAGCUUUACCAUUGAGAAACUGACAGAGAAUGAUUCCAAACCCACCACAGAGACUGAUUCCGCCAACGGCUCCUCCAGCUCAGAUUCCGACACGGAAACAUCGGAAACUAAGCCCUCAGAAGCGACGUUGCCGCUUCCAUUCCAACCGGAAGUCACGCCGGAACGGGCGAAAGAAAGCUUCAAUUUGGUCGACUGCGUCUGCUACACGGACGUCAACUGCACCGACAUCCUAAUUUUCGUCAUCAAAAACGAAGCGCUGGUGUUUAAAUUCGAAAACGUCGGUUUCAUGAAGAAUUUCUAUACCAAUUUUACCACCUUAAAAGCAGUCGCUAACCAGAAAGCUUACGGAAAAAGCCUAACGACUAGAUUUAAUUUACUGCAAAGGACUGAUCAGAAUGGAGUGACGCACAUAGAGAUUACUAAAGAGGCAGAUACACGAACCGUAACAAACGACGGCCCCAGUAGCAUCAUUAGCAUCAACACCACUAGCGAUAUUUUAGAUAAACUAGCUAUACAUAAGCAAAAAGAUGUUAACUCCAGACAGAGGAUAGAAUCGCAGUUGAUUAACGAUAUCAAAUACAACACGAUCAACUCGAAACUUGGAACGAAAACUAAGCUAAUAAUGAAAUCCAACUCAAUCGAAAACAUCCUGCACUUGGACGACAACAAAUCAAAUCUAGUCAAAGCGGAAACGAACUUAAAAAAAGUUUGGAACAGCGCCGAAGACCUCUUGGAUCCCCCGAAACGACCUCAAAGAAGAAAAAAGGGAAAAGCACCUCCACCACCUGUCCAGAUCGAAAAGCAAGAUGUGUUCAGCGGACAGUUCGUGAGAGUAAGCGUCAAUUUCGAUCCUAUAAAGGAUUUGGACAAAACCAGGUUGAUAAUUAAGAGUUCCAUGAACGAGCCGCAUCCGAAGAAGUUGCAGAAUUUCAAUCUUUUAAGCAAACCGGGUUUGUCUUCAAUUUUAAGACCCAAAGAAAGGCAGGUGUUGAAGUACGAACCUAAAAAACUGGAUGGUGUUUUGAAGAAGAAUAAAGUUUUAGAGAAUUGGACGAACUCGAUGCCUAGAUUAUUAAAGAAGAAUCCUAGAACUACCGUUGAGCAAAAGAAUUUCAUACCUAUGGCUUACAGGUAUAUAGAUACCACGCAAGAUUAUCCGUUGUCUUAUUCGACGUCCCACUUGAUAGAAAGGGGCGACGGUCAUUUUUCUGCCCACAGCCAAAAUCUAGCUCUGUCUAACUAUCUUAGAGGUGAAAAUUCUGUCCAGAAUAUCAACAAUAGACUAUUUGGACUCAGUUCAAAAUUGAGAGACUUCCCAGAGGAAGCUGGCGAUUCAAAGUGGAGUAUUAGCGAUAAAAAUAUAAUCGUUACUAAGGAUAACAAUUUAAAAAGCGUUAUUAAAAACAAUAAAGAUGAUAGUAAAAAGAAGAACGAUAAAAAGGUUACUUUCAGCGCCUAUACUACUGUACAAGUUGUUUGAAUUUUAUUAAAUGUUUUUAAAAAAUCUUGAAUGACACAUUCUGGUAUACAGUUGCGCCAAAGUGAAAGAUAAAUAGAGUUCACAUAUGCACGAGAAGAAACGAUAUAGAAUCGAUGUUGCUAGUGGAAUCAUUUAUCCAACGCAGUAGGCCUUGUUUAUGUAAAAACUAUUUAUUAUUCACUUUUAGGCAAGCAAAACUCGCCAGAUCUUGUCAGCCAUGCAUAUAGGGUGAUUCUUUAGUAGAUACUUUUUUUUUCCAUUAAAGUAAACACUGUUUUCAAACAAUUUUUUAAAAACUAGGAAAAAACAGAAGGAUUUAGGUAUGCUAAUGUCUUAAAACUAAUUGACUAAUGCACGGGCCCGGAGUUGGGUUUUUUAUUUUGUCACUUUUUUCUGGAGUAGCCACCGAGGUCGCCAUACCUAAAUCUUUGUAUAUUAUUUUUGAUUUUUUUUUUAAAUUGGUAUUUGAAAACAUUGUUUAUCUUAUUGAUUUCUAUACAUAAAUAAAAAAGAAGUAUCACCUUAGAA
This is a messenger RNA of Psylliodes chrysocephalus, 2410 nucleotides long. NCBI's taxonomy places the organism in Eukaryota, Metazoa, Arthropoda, Insecta, Coleoptera, Chrysomelidae. The record is from the annotation of a GenBank genome assembly.